Cladophialophora immunda is the source of this 999-nucleotide messenger RNA. RefSeq lists its product as uncharacterized. Lineage: Eukaryota; Fungi; Ascomycota; Eurotiomycetes; Chaetothyriales; Herpotrichiellaceae. The record is from RefSeq and is a predicted model, not a curated record. The coding region runs from base 1 to 999 and encodes 332 amino acids. The transcript is spliced from 3 exons.
AUGACCUCUGUGAAAGUCAUUGUCGUCCCCGGUGCCACCGGAAACCAGGGCGGCUCCGUCGUCGAGACCUUCCUCAAAGAACCUGGAUGGCACGUACGUGGAAUCACGCGUAACCCUUCGAGUGUCAAAGCCCAGGCCUUGUCUGCCCGACGGGUGGAAAUAGUCCAGGCUGACAUGGACGAACCGAAGACUCUCGAGCUUGCCUUCAAAAGUGCCACAGCAAUAUUCGCCGUCAGCGACUUUUGGGGUUUGUAUGGCGAUCCUGCGAACAAGGAUAAGCCAAAACCAGGAACUCCUCUCAAUGUUUGGGCCGCGGGGCAUGAAGAGCAGCAGCUGAAGAAUGUCAUUGAUACAGCUGCCAAAGUGCCGACAUUGGAGCGCUUCAUUGUAUCCUCCCUGUCGAACGCGACAAAAUGUUCCAAGGGGAAAUACUCUCACGUCUACCAUUUUGAUUCAAAGGCCCGGGCCGUCGAUUACGGGCGAGGAAAGUACCCGGAUUUGUGGAAGAGAACCAGCAUCUUCCAAGCUGGGUUUUUCCUCAGCAACUACGUCAGAAAUCCCUUCACUCAACCUCAAAGGAAUCCAGAAGGCGUGGUCCAAUUCAUCGGUCAACUAGACCCAGAUGUCAAGAUGCCCAUGAUCGCCCCAGAGGAGGACACGGGCCCGGUUGUGAAGGCUCUUGUAAAAGAAGCCGCGGGCAAGAACGUCAUUGCAUACAGGGAAUGGAUAAGCGUGCGAGAAUUGGCCCAGACCUUCACCGAGAUGACUGGCUUGAAUUCAGAGGUUAUUAUGCUCUCAAAAACUGAGGCAAAUCUACUCUUGCCACCGGAGUUGAAAUUGGAGCUCGACGACAAUUUUGCGUAUUUCAACGAGUUCGGAUAUGAGGGCAGGGACGAUCCCACAGUUAUUCACCCAUCAGACCUGAGCUCGCCCCCAGAUUUGGACAGUGUCGCCAACUACCUCAAAAAGCAAGAUUGGUCGAAGGUCCUGACUGCAUGA